Messenger RNA from Myzus persicae (green peach aphid), 412 nucleotides. RefSeq lists its product as uncharacterized. The record is from RefSeq and is a predicted model, not a curated record. NCBI's taxonomy places the organism in Eukaryota, Metazoa, Arthropoda, Insecta, Hemiptera, Aphididae. The coding region runs from base 35 to 343 and encodes 102 amino acids. The transcript has 3 exons.
AUAUAUAUAUGUAUAAAUAGAGUAUAUAGUGUAAAUGUGUAAUAGUGUAUUGUAUACUUAUUUCAUAAUUCAUUUUUUAGGUAUUCAACCUUUGAAACUUCCGCGGACUUCUAAAACCAUAUUUGAGUUGCCUAGAGAAAACUUGAGUGAGGCUGAACUCGUUGGAAAAUCGACUUCCGAUAGAACCAAACGACGUGUGGCCCACGAAGCGUGGUUUCCUGUACCGGUAAUCGCUAGGCCUGUAGUUCCGGUACAGGCGGUUGCUCAGCCGAUUCCGAAAAAAAAGCAUGUCUUAAAGAAGGAAGAGUUGACGAUAAGGUUAAAGCAAACAAGAGAAACUUAGGAGACUUAGACUUUGUCGAAGGGACGAAUAAGAAGCAAAAAAAAGCCAAAGUUGAGAAGUCAAAACAUA